AUGAGCAAGAAGUAUGUGUACUGGGAGAAGCAGGGCAACGACCGGAUGUGCGGUCUGCACUGCAUAAACGCCAUGCUGCAGGGCCCUCACUACAGCGAAGACGUCCUGGCCAGCAUCGGCAGAGAAAUCGACGAGAAGGAACGGGAGUUCCUCAAGUGCAGCGGAGGAGCUGGAGAGAGCGGUAUGAAUGACCUGAUGAGAAAAAAUUCCUCUAAUGUCUUGGACGACGGAUUCAUAAACAUUUCAGUCCUCAUUGAAUGUCUGAGGAGAAAAAACAUUUCUGUAAAAAAUACCUUCCAGGACGAUUUAAAAAAAAUUAUUUCAAGUGACCACCAAGACAUAGGAUUCAUUUGUAACCUGGCGCAACAUUGGUUCUGUAUAAGAAAAAUAUACAACACUUGGUAUGUCCUCGACAGCUUGAAGAGUGGCCCCCUGUACAUAAAGGAUAUUAAUUUGAAAUAUUAUUUCAACGACAUUAUUAAUAAGUACCAUGUGUUUUCUGUUCAGAACAUCAAUCCCUAUGUGUCUUUGCCCAAGGCGGACAUAAACUUUGAGGCGAAAAAUGCUAACCAGUUUUAUUUAUUAACAAGUGAAAUUUGUGAAAUAUCUGGUGUGUCUUCUAAUGGGUUUAUAAUGGAGGAAAGGGUUAAUUCUGGUAACCGUGGUGAGAAAAAUUCUUUUUUUGCCUCUAGCGCUCAUGACAAACCUAAUAAGUUUAAGUGGCCGGAGGGUGGGGGACGCAAGUUGAAUGACCAAGGGUGGAACGAUCUGACCGGUGUUGGUGGUGGAGGAGGAGGCCUGUUCCCCUCCGCUCCUCACGACGCAGACGACGAAUUGCAGAUGGCUCUGUUGCUGUCCAUGGAGGAGUACGCUAAGAAUUUGCCCCCACCACCAUCAGAAGAACCCGCGGGCGAAAACUGCAUUAACUUUAUGGUUAAAAUUUCCAAUAGGAAAAUCCACAGGCGCUUCUGCAACACGAAGACGUUGACGGACGUCUUCUACUGGCUUGAGUACGAGUCGGUCAGCAAUAAGGAGUUCGGCCCCUCUUUGCUCCUCAGGAGCAGCUACAACCUUCAUCAAAUAUACCCCAGGAGGAAGUUUUGCAAGUACCAGAAUGGUACCAUUGAGCUGCAUACAGGGGGCAAGGUGGAACAGGUGCAGGACACUCCCCUGGUGGACUUGAAGUUCGAAAAGGAGGAGACGUUUAUAUUGUGUUAG
This is a messenger RNA of Plasmodium fragile, 1218 nucleotides long. RefSeq lists its product as uncharacterized. The transcript is spliced from 6 exons. Gene Ontology annotation, molecular function: cysteine-type deubiquitinase activity. The coding region runs from base 1 to 1218 and encodes 405 amino acids. Gene Ontology annotation, biological process: protein deubiquitination. NCBI's taxonomy places the organism in Eukaryota, Apicomplexa, Aconoidasida, Haemosporida, Plasmodiidae. Gene Ontology annotation, cellular component: nucleus. The record is from RefSeq and is a predicted model, not a curated record.